AUGUAUAUACAUAUACUCAUCAGCAUGGAAAUUAAGAAUAAAGCGGAAAAUUUAACGAUUAGCAAUCUUUUCAGAACAGAUGAUAAUAGAGGAAAGACAAAUAUGAUCAUGGAUAAUAAGAGCAAGCUAAUAAUAGAUAGUGAAAAGAAGAAAAACAUAUGGUCUAUAUUUACGAAAUUAGAUGAUAGUAAUAAUAAAAAAGAUGACGACGAUUUGAAUAGUAGUAUUCAUUUAAAUGAUAAUUGUAUUAAUUAUGAUGAAAAUGAAAGUAUCGAGAAUUUUUUUUCUCCAAGAAAUAUAAUGGAAAAAGAUAAAAAGAAUAUUACAUAUUCUAAUGGUACCUUAUUUAAAAAUACAGAACAGAAUUAUGAAAUUAAAAAUGAAAUAGAAAAUAUAUCUAAUAGUUUUAAACGUAAAUAUAAUAUAUUAUUAACAGAAAAAACGGAUGAUAAUAUGUUAAAUGAUAUAAUAUCAAUUAAAAAGAUGAAGAAAGAUCAAAAUGUGAAUUGUCCAAGUUAUAAUUCGUAUAGAGAGUUUUUUUUAAAAAGUGGGGGAAACAAAAGUAUUAGUAGUAGUAAUAGUAAUGGUCAUAGUAAUGGUCAUAGUAAUGGUCAUAGUAAUGGUCAUAGUAAUAGUCAUAGUAAUAGUCAUAGUAAUAGUCAUAGUAAUGGUCAUAGUAAUAGUCAUAGUAAUAAUCAUAGUAAUAGUCAUAGUAAUAGUCAUAGUAAUAGUCAUAGUAAUAGUCAUAGUAAUAAUUGUUAUACACUUAAUAGUAACGAUUUUGCUUUAAAUAAUAAUAAUACUAAUUUGAUUCUUUGUGCUAAUAAUGAGAGUCCAUUUAGUAGUAAUAGCUCUUUUAUGAAUAAUAAAAUGAUAUAUAAUAAAAUAGAAAAUGAUGAUAUAUCUAGAAGAAUGAAGAAAAUAAAUAAUAUAGAACAUUUUAAACCUAUUAAUACUUUAAAUGAUAAAAAUAUAAUUAUGAAUACUACUUCUAUUAAAUCUACUACUUCAACAAUUUCAACGAGUUCAUCUAUUACAACACACGCAGGUCCAAUAAGAAAUACAAAAUAUGUAGAUGAUAAUGACAUGAAUAGUUCAGGACAAAAUAUUCAAAUACACAAUAAUGUGGAAAAAGUUGAUAGUAAUAAUAAAAAUUAUAGUAGUUACAAUAAUGUAAAUCAUUACAGUAAUAAUAAUAAUAAUAAUAAUAAUAAUAAUAAUAAUAAUAUUACUAAGACAACAAAUGUUAUUAAGAAGAAAAAUAUUUGUGUACCUGUGAAAUCAUUAAAUAUACAACAUAAAAAAAAACUAUAUAAUUCAACUCCAAAUAAAAAAGUACAUACGUUUCAUAAAAAUGAUAAAUUUGAUAUAUUAGGUAAAUUAGGUGAUGAUGUAUUUAGAUAUAUUAUAUCAUGUGUAAAAAAUAAAAAUUUAUUGUUAUUAAAUAAAAGAUGUUGUGAACUUAUACGUUCCUUAAGAAUAAAAUUAAUAUAUGAUGAAUCUUUAAAAAGUUCUAUAUCACCAGAUAGUAUAAUGAAAACAAUAUAUUUAUCAGAGAACAUUGAAAUAUUAGACUUGUCAGGUUGUUCUCAUUUAACAUCUCAUCAUUUUCAUGUUUUUUCUAAUUGUAAUAAUAUAAAAUUUCAAAAGACCUUAAAAGUAUUAUGUUUAAAAAAUUGUAAUAAAAUAUCCGAUUCAAGCUUAAAACUUUUAUUACAUAGAUUCAAAAAUUUAGAAGUUGUAGAUAUACGUAAUUGUUAUAAAAUUAGUCAUGAAGGUAUUUAUCCUUUAAAAUUUAAACAUACAUUAAAAAAAUUAUAUAUGGGAAAUCUUACUUCAUCAAAUGUAACAAAUUGCCAUUCCAAUGAUUCUUUAAAAGUAUUAUUUAAUAGUAAAAAGGAUAAUAUACAAUUAGAUACAGUUUUAAACAAUUUAAUAGCCUUAGAAAUAACUAAUGUGAAACUAUUAGAUGAUAUAUCACAUCUAUAUAUGAUUGCUAAUAAUCUAAAGAUUCUUAAUUUUAAAGGUUGUCCUAUUGAUGAUACUUCUUCAAAUUAUUUUCAACAUUUCAAAAACUUACUUGCUCUUAAUUUGUCAGAAACAAAUAUAUCGAAUCAUUUACUAAAUGUCGUUAUAAAAAAUUCAACAAAAUUAAAAGUACUAGAUAUUUCUAAAACUCCGGAAAUACUUAAUAGUACCAUUUUGGAAAUACCAAAAAAGUUGAAGCACUUGAAAAAGGUUAAGUUAGCCCACUUGCAAAACGUUGAUAACUUUUGCUUGAGAGAAUUUUUGAAGUACUGUAAGGAUCUAACAUGCAUAGACUUUUCAAACUGUUGGAAAGUCAACAACACUUUUUGUAAUUUAAAUGGUUUGGAAAUCGCCGCAGGAAAUAAAUUAAAAGACAUCGGAGCCUAUCAAUGUUCUAUUGACAGAAAAUCUUGCGAAGGAUGUUUCGCAGAACUUGGAUGUAUAUCCUUACGUGUUCAUGUUUAUAAUGAGCUAUUUUUAUUUGAGACAUCCAUUUAUACUGAUAUUAAAUUACUUGAAGACGAUUAA
This is a messenger RNA of Plasmodium reichenowi, 2556 nucleotides long. Its product is annotated as leucine-rich repeat protein. Gene Ontology annotation, cellular component: SCF ubiquitin ligase complex. NCBI's taxonomy places the organism in Eukaryota, Apicomplexa, Aconoidasida, Haemosporida, Plasmodiidae. Bases 1 to 2556 code for a protein of 851 amino acids. Gene Ontology annotation, biological process: SCF-dependent proteasomal ubiquitin-dependent protein catabolic process. The record is from RefSeq and is a predicted model, not a curated record. The transcript has 3 exons.